Molecule: messenger RNA, 11212 nt
Organism: Fragaria vesca subsp. vesca
Lineage: Eukaryota; Viridiplantae; Streptophyta; Magnoliopsida; Rosales; Rosaceae
Exons: 35
Biological process (GO): positive regulation of transcription by RNA polymerase II
Cellular component (GO): nucleus
Molecular function (GO): ATP binding; histone binding; ATP-dependent chromatin remodeler activity
Source: RefSeq, a predicted model, not a curated record
AUUGUGCAUGGUGCAAGCUCAGAGGAGAUGGCAGCUUCGUCACAUAACGUCGAGUUGGAAGCAGCUAAGUUUCUGCACAAGCUCAUUCAGGAUUCUACUGAUGAGCCUGCCAAGCUCGCCACCAAGCUCUAUGUGAUACUGCAACACAUGAAGUCGAGUGGCAAGGAACAUUCGAUGCCGUAUCAAGUGAUAUCGAGGGCCAUGGAGACUGUAAUUAAUCAACAUGGCCUUGAUAUUGAGGCUUUGAAGUCAUCACGCAUUCCUUUGUCUGGUGGAGCUCAAACAGGGUCUUCUCAGGCUACUGGAGUUGCAAAAGAUUCCAAUACAGGGUUGGCCGAAACUGAGGUGUCUAAGAUGGACCCGUUUUCUUCAAGUAGACCACCUAUUGGAUCUCUCAGUACAGGGCAUGAUUAUUAUCAAGGAUCUGCAACUCAUCGAAGUAGUCAGUCUUUUGAUCAUGAAAGUCCAUCUAGUUUGGACUCUAGGUCUGCCAAUUCACAGUCCCAAGAAAGGCGUGAUACAGAAAACCUGGACAAGCAGGUGACUCGAAAGGAUGGUAAAAAAGCCACCACUAAGAGGAAGAGGGGAGAUACUUCUGUACCCACAGAAGCACAACAUGACAAUCCUCAAAGUCUUGAUACUAUAGACAGUGUGGUUAAUAUGAGGAAGGGAAAGAUGAGCAAAGGUGAACUGCCACCUGGUUUUUCAAUUAAAGGUGGUGAAAAUGCUAGUUUUAAUAUUGUUCCCAGUAGUGGUCAAAUGGAGCAUUUUACUUCGCUAUCUGGAAGCAUGAGACCAAUGGUUAGAGUCAAGCAAGAAGGGCAACAUUUAAUAGAAAGGCAGAUGGAUUUGACUAACAGUAGCAAUUUGGCGUCUCGGGCUGCAAGUUCAAAACACCCUGAAGAACUUGAAGUCUCCUCUAUUCAUAACGCCUCAGCUCAGCAGCAUGCUGCUUCCCUACCUCCUUCAAAUGACAUUAUGGGUGUGUGGAGUCAAAAUAAACCUGGGUUUCACUAUGAGAAGUCUCAAGUGCCCAGGUUUUCUUCCAAUGUUGUCCCAGGUAAUGUGACAACAGAAAGUCCAAUGCAGCAGUCAACAGCUCCAUCACCUGGAUCAAGUUCUUUUGCCAAGAAUCAAGGAAACGUGCCUGGUUCUUCAAGUUCAUAUCAAGUAGCAGAACCACCAGCAUUCUCAAGUCCGAUGCACUAUGGUGUCACACCGCCCUCAACUGGAAAGGCCAUGGAGCAUGAUGGAGGAAAUAUCAAUAUGCUACCUGAUGCAAAUAAAAUAGUUCAGGUUGGCAGGCAAAAUAGUGCAGGAGAAAUGAGUAUGGUGAGAAGCGCAGCUUCUAGAGAUACCGGUAAAUCUCCAGUUCAUGUGUCCUCUGCGUCUACUGGCAUGCCUUUCAAGGAACAGCAGUUGAAACAGCUUAGAGCGCAGUGCCUUGUCUUUUUAGCCUUCAGAAAUGGUUUGAUGCCAAAGAAACUUCAUCUUGAAAUUGCGCUCGGAAACACUUCACCUAAAGAAGAAAAUUCAGGUGGCAAUACAGAUGGGCCUCGAAAAGAUUUUGUUGACCAUAAAGGAAAAGCACAAUCUGCAAAUGAGCGAAAUAACAAUUCUGAUGCUAGCAUGCCAUUUGGAAGAUUUAACCAUGAAACUGAUAAAAGUGCAGUCUCUAGUGGGAAACUCCUGGAGGCCGACACCUUGGCAAAAGAAUCUGAAAGCCCAAAAAUGGAGGAAAACAGUGGCCCAUCUCGAGAUCAGUUUUUUCAGAAAGGAGAUGCUGAAACACAGACAACUGCUUGUUUAACAGUGGCAUCGCAGCAGCCUGACUCAGGUGCAAGACGUGGUUUAACUGCUAAUCCUGUGGAGAAUAUACAAACUGGGCAUUUGCAAGUUGGACGGGCAAACCCAGCCUCUUCUCUAAUGGGUAUGAACAAGCAGAACUCUGAUAUUAGCAGCUGGACGGGGGCUGGCAAUCAAAGUGAAGUUUCCAGAGGACUCUUACCUCCUUCUGCCGUUCAGCCUGAGAUUAUUCCUGAAAGAAAAGAUACCACACCCAGCCAGUUCCAAAAUCUUGGUAACAAUGUUUUGGGUAAUCAACAUACUUCCAACCACCCAGCUUCGUUUGCAUCUAGAGAUCGUUGGAAACCAAUAUCUGCUAUUGGAAAUGAUCAUCACCAAGGAGUUGCAUCAAAGGAUGCUCAGAUGAUGCAAAAACAUGUGUCCAAAGAACAAGUAAAGGAGAAUAACCCAGCUUCUGUUGAUUUUCCACCUUCACCAAAGUACACAAUGUCAGAGAGGUUGAUUAUGGAUAAGCAGAAAAAGAAGCUCCUAGAUGAACAAACUUGGACUCUUAAGCAUCAAAAAGCAAGGGCAAAAAUUGCGACAUCUUUUCACAAGUUAAAGGAAAAUGUGAGCUCAUCUGAAGAUAUAUCUGCAAAGACCAAAAGUGUUAUAGAACUGAAAAAACUACAACUCUUGGAAUUGCAACGCCGUCUCCGGAGUGAAUUUCUGAAUGAUUUCUUUAAACCAAUCAAUACGGAGAUGGAUCGCUUGAGAUCUUUCAAGAAACAUAGACAUGGUAGGAGGAUAAAACAACUAGAAAAGUUUGAGCAAAAGAUGAAGGAAGAAAGACAGAAGAGAAUUCAGCAGAGACAAAAGGAAUUCUUUGGGGAGCUAGAGGUUCACAAGGAAAGACUGGAUGAUGCCUUCAAAAUUAAGAGAGAGCGCUGGAAGGGUUUCAAUAAAUAUGUAAAAGAGUUCCACAAAAGAAAGGAACGUAUCCAUCGUGAGAAGAUCGAUAGGAUCCAACGUGAAAAAAUAAACCUGUUGAAGAUUAAUGAUGUGGAGGGCUAUCUACGAAUGGUGCAGGAUGCAAAAUCAGACCGUGUUAAACAGCUUCUAAAAGAGACAGAAAAGUAUCUUCAAAAGCUUGGAUCCAAGCUUCGAGAUGCAAAGGCUUUGGCAAGUAGGUUUGAGCAUGAUAUGGAUGAAAGUGGAAAUGCAAGUGUAGUAGACAAGAGUGAACCUAGUUUGGAAAAUGAAGAUGAAAGUGACCAGGCGAAGCAUUACUUGGAGAGCAAUGAGAAAUACUAUUUGAUGGCUCAUAGUAUAAAGGAGAGCAUUGCAGAGCAGCCUACGUUUCUUCAGGGUGGAAAAUUGAGAGAGUACCAAAUGAAUGGCUUAAGGUGGCUGGUGUCACUAUACAAUAAUCACUUGAAUGGUAUUCUUGCUGAUGAAAUGGGCCUCGGUAAAACUGUUCAGGUUAUAUCUUUAAUCUGUUACCUGAUGGAAACAAAAAAUGAUCGAGGACCUUUCCUAGUGGUUGUGCCAUCUUCAGUUUUACCCGGAUGGGAAUCAGAAAUUAACUUUUGGGCCCCUACUAUUAAUAGGAUUGUUUAUUCUGGGCCCCCAGAGGAGAGGCGUAGGCUAUUCAAGGAAAGAAUAGUUCAACAGAAAUUUAAUGUCCUCCUUACUACAUACGAGUAUCUGAUGAAUAAGCACGACAGACCUAAACUGAGCAAAAUCCACUGGCAUUAUAUAAUAAUUGAUGAAGGCCAUCGCAUAAAGAAUGCUUCCUGCAAGUUGAAUGCUGACUUGAAGCAUUAUCAGAGUUCUCACAGAUUGCUGUUAACUGGAACUCCACUACAGAAUAAUCUUGAGGAGUUGUGGGCGCUACUAAACUUCUUGUUGCCCAAUAUAUUUAACUCGUCUGAAGAUUUUUCUCAGUGGUUCAACAAACCAUUUGAAAGUAGUGGUGAUAGCUCAGCUGAUCAAGCCUUAUUAUCUGAAGAGGAGAAUCUAUUGAUCAUAAACCGUCUCCACCAAGUACUUCGACCUUUUGUCCUUCGGAGGCUGAAACAUAAGGUUGAGAAUGAACUACCUGAAAAGAUUGAGAGACUUGUAAGAUGCGAGGCUUCUGGUUAUCAGAAGCUUUUGAUGAAGAGGGUAGAGGAGAAUCUGGGUUCAAUUACUAAUUCAAAGGCCCGGUCAGUGCACAAUUCUGUUAUGGAGCUUCGAAAUAUAUGCAAUCAUCCAUAUCUCAGCCAGCUUCAUGUAGCGGAGGUUGAUAACUUAAUACCAAAGCACUAUCUGCCACCAAUCAUAAGGCUUUGUGGGAAGCUUGAGAUGUUAGACCGAUUACUUCCCAAGUUAAAAGCAACAGAUCAUAGGGUUCUCUUCUUUUCCACAAUGACUAGGCUACUCGAUGUCAUGGAGGAAUAUCUCACCUUAAAGCAGUAUAAGUAUCUUAGGUUGGAUGGACAUACAUCUGGUGGUGAUCGUGGUUCCCUUAUUGAUAUGUUCAAUAAACCAGAUUCUCCCUUUUUCAUAUUUCUUCUCAGCAUUCGGGCUGGUGGUGUUGGUGUAAAUCUUCAAGCUGCAGAUACGGUGAUAAUAUUCGACACGGACUGGAAUCCACAGGUUGAUUUGCAAGCGCAGGCAAGAGCUCAUAGAAUUGGCCAGAAGAGGGAUGUUCUUGUUCUUCGAUUUGAAACGGUCCAAACUGUUGAAGAACAAGUUAGAGCUGCAGCGGAGCACAAACUGGGAGUGGCUAAUCAGAGCAUUACUGCUGGUUUCUUUGACAACGAUACAAGUGCGGAAGAUCGAAGAGAAUAUUUGGAGUCACUUUUGCGUGAGAAUAAGAAAGAGGAAGCUGCACCUGUAUUGGAUGAUGAUGCUUUAAAUGAUCUCUUAGCUCGCAGUGAGUCAGAAAUUGAUGUCUUUGAAUCAGUGGACAAAAGAAGGCGAGAGGAAGAAAUGGCGUCAUGGAGGAAGUUAGCAUGCAUUAAAGGGAAGGAUGGUUUUGAAUCUCUGCCUCCCAUGCCUUCUCGGCUUGUGACAGAGGAUGACUUGAAGGAGUUUUAUGAAGCGAUGAAGAUAUAUGAGGUGCCAAAGGCGGGUGUAGUGUCUAAUGUUGGGAUAAAGCGGAAGGGUCAGUCUCUGGGGGGACCUGAUACUCAACGAUAUGGAAGGGGAAAACGGGCAAGAGAGGUUCGUUCAUAUGAAGAGCAAUGGACAGAAGAGGAAUUUGAAAGGUUGUGUCAGGCUGAGUCACCUGAUUCCUCUGAAAAAUUAAAGGAAGAAAUUACAGAGUCAAAUUUACUGAGAGAUGAAAGUGGUUCUGUGGUGGCUCUUUACAGAACAGAACUUCCUACUCCACCUCAAGCAGACUUGCUUCCACCAUCUGUUGAGUUGCCACAACAAAGUAAAGAGGUAACCCCACCAGCUAAACGAGGCCGCGGAAGGCCAAAAAGAGCAACACUAGAACAAUCAGCAACUGCAGUUGUUCUUACAGCGUCUGCUGGAACAGUCAAAGUGGAUACAGGGUUAGAGAUAGGACUGUUGACUAGCUGUGUAACAAACUCAGCCCCAGAUUCAUUACCUGACUCUGUUGAUAUUGAGGGUAUUGGUGGAGUUGUGGGACAUACUGAUUUCAUUGCCUCACCUAGCUCUCAUCCAACAGCUCCUAAGCCUUCCAUUACUGUUACUCCUCCCUCCCAAAUUAGUACUAUAAGCCCUUCUGCACCCACACAUGUAAGAGGAAAAGGUCGGAAAACUAAGAGUGUACAGGAAGCACCCCGACGUAGGGGAAAGAAACAGGGGCUGGUAUCACCUGCUUCUGACUUGAAACAAAUUGAGCCUUCACAGAAAACAUCUGUUGAUCCGCUGGAAAAUGAAACUCUUCCUACUAUCUCUGCAGCCCAGAGUCCUGCUUCUUGUGCUUUAAAAAGUGCCGAAGGGACCGAUCAUCAAUCUGGCAUUGUGAUGGUUUUGAGUUCUGAGUCCACCCGUCUAGUCCCAGCUGUUGCUCCUUUAUCUCAACCUUCCCCUUCUCCUACUGUACCAGUGAAUGUGAACCAGCAAAACCGGAAGGCUCAAAGUGGUGCUGGAACUCCCCACCGCAGGGGAAAGAAACAGGUGCCAGCAUCACCUGCUGUUACUGAUGCAUUGGUUAGUCAUGAUUCGACACCGAAUAUGCUUCCACCGGAUAAAUUAGGGGAUUCACAUGGGAGCAAAGACAUAGACGUGAGAAUUAAGCAAGAGGCUGAUGGUUUAGCAGGCCCUGCAUCAGGAGAAAGUCCGAACCUAAUAGUGGCAUUGACCGAAGAUUGCGCAUUUAAACCUAAGAAUGACAAGAUUUCAGGAGAUGAAGGAUCUUCCGCACCAGCUGCUGUAUCAAAUGAGAUUAUUUCAGAGGUGAAUAAGAGUCAUACUCUGGAGGAGAAAGCUCUUCCAGCAAUUCCAACUUCGUUUGCUGCGUCUCCUGCUUUGAGUCCUUCAAUUGGUUCUCUCCCCAGUUCUACUCCCAUGCAAAGCACCGGUGAGGCAAAACAUCAUGGUGUUGAGAUUUCUCCUAGCUCGCAGUCAAAGUUGUCUUCUUCUGUUUCUUCUGCUUCUCAGUCUAUCACUCCUAGCCCAUCCACACAUGUGGAAGUUAAAAAACAGGGUCGAAAGGCUUCAAGCAGAGCUGAAGCACCCCGUCGCAGGGGAAGGAAGCAGGCUCCUGCAGCUGUUUCCGGUGGUCCAGCUAGUCAGGACCCAGAAUUAAGUUUUCAGUUAUUGGAUGCGUCUGCUGGUACAUUGGGGAGUAAGACUGCUUCACUGGGAAGAAAGCAAGGUACUGAUGGGCAGGAACUGGCACAUGUUACUCAAUCCCAGACAAGUCAAGUGCAUUCGGUUAGCAGUUUAAUUGAUUCUGAUCCAAAAAGAAAAGAGCACCCAAGCUAUCCUACCCAAAAUAAGCAGCCUACAAACUCAUCAUCAAUGAUUGACAGUACUGCUGGUUCCUCUGAUAAGAGUUCUGCUCUGGGGCGUAUCCAGACUGCUAACGUAAACGAUGUUGCGCGUGUGAUGAAAGAGGUCUUUUCUGGCACACGUUUAUCAAAAGCUAAAAUUUCAGAGUCUUUUGGGAGAGAAGGUCGGGCUUCCCCUCGUCUACCUGUAUCCACUAAGAAUCCGGUGGACAUGGCUGAAAACCAAAAUCUGGAGGAUAAAACAUGUUCUGGUGUGGGAGUGAAGGUUUCUGAACCUGAGAUGGGUGAUCUUUCAACUGUGUCCAAGGGUGGCGUGGUGGUUCCAGAAAACAUUGAUUCCUCUGCGUCCUCCUUUGCAACUGAAGGAAAAACUGUAGACUGCUUACCUGUUGGCAGCUUAGUGCCAUUGGAGUGUUCAAAAGGAUCUCCAGCUGAAAAGGAUUCUUUGAUGGAUUCUACCAGUACUUCUGGGAGAGUGGCAGAACUUGAUCAGCCUGUGGUUGCAUUGGCCGUGGGCAGUAAUAGUGUUGAAGGCUCAUCUGAGGCAGGGCCUGUAGGCAGUCUCAUAUCACAGGAGUCAGAACAUGAAUAUAAAGUUAGUGAUGCUCUUCAGGUUCCGGUGACGUUGCAAGAAAAAUUGUGUGGAAACAUGGAUCAGCCCUUGGUCUUGGGCAAUGGGUGUGAUAGUGUUGCAGCUUUGUCUGAGCCGGAGCCUCUAGGAUGCUCCAAGUCACCUGAGGAGUCAGAAUGUGAAGCUAAAGUUGGUGAGACUUCUCAGAUCUCUGAAACGCUGCUAGAGAAUGUUUCUGGAAACAUGGAUUGUGAAGCUAAAGUUGGUGAGACUUCUCAGAUCUGUGAAACACUGCCGGAGAAUGUUUCUGGAAACAUGGAUUGUGAAGCUAUAGUUGGUGAGACUUCUCAGAUUUGUGAAAUGCUGCCAGAGAAUGUUUCUGGAAACAUGGAUCAGCCUCUGGUUAAUCUGACCAUGGGAGGUGAUAAUGUUGUAGGCUUGUCUGAGGCACAACCUAUAGACAGCUCCAAGCCACCAGAGGAGUUGAAAUCUGCAGCUAAAGAGGAGCCAGAAUGUGAAGCUAAAGUUGGUGAGACUUCUCAGAUUUGUGUAAUGCUGCCAGAGAAUGUUUCUGGAAACAUGGAUCAACCUCUGGUUACUUUGACCAUAGGAGGUGAUAGUGUUGUAGGCUUGUCUGACGCACAACCUGUAGACAGCUCCAAGCCACCAGAGGAGUUGGAAGCUGCAGCUAAAGAUGUUGGAACUUCUCAGGUUUGUGUAACAAGCAUAGAUCAGCCUCCAAUUACCUUGACUAUGGGGUGUGAACAUGAAGGCUCUGAAACAGGUCGUGUAGGUAGCUCCAAACCUCCGGAGCCGAUGGAAUGUGAAGCUAAAGUCGGUAAUACUUCUCAAGUUAACGAGUCACUGCCAGCAAAUGAGUCAGAGAACCUGGAUUUUCAGCCCUCUUCUGAAACUAAAGGCGGUGAUGUUUCUGAGGUUUGUAGGACGUUAACAAAUGUUGUGCCUGAAAACGUGGAUUUGCAGCCAUCUUCAAUAGGGCAGGAGUCAGAAUCUGAAGCUAAAGGUGGUGAGGCUUCUCAGGUUAGCAAAACAUUGCUGGAGGCUGCAAACAUGGAUUUGCAGACAUUGGCAACAGCACAUGAGUCGGUCUUUGAAGCUAAAUCUGGUGAGGCGUCUCAGUUUAGUGAAGCCUUGCUAGAAUCUGAAAACAUGGAUUUGCAAACAUCUUCAACAACACAUGAAUCAGAAUCUGAAGCUAAAGUAGUGGAUGCGUCUGAGUUUUGUGAGACAUGCCUGGAGUCUGAAAACAUGGAUUUGCAACCAUCUUCAACAGUUCAGGAUUCACAGUCCGAAGCUAAAAUUAGUGAUGACUAUCAGGUUUGUGAGACAUUGCCUGAGUCUGACAACAUGGAUUUGCAGCUAUCUUCAGGAGCACAGGAGUCAGAAGCUGAUGCUAAAGUGGGUGAUGAUUCUCAGGUUUGUGAGACAUUGCCGGAGUCAGAAAGUGUGGAUUUGCAGCCAUCUUCAACUGUACAGGAGUCUGAAGCAGAAGCUAACAUUUCUGGGUCUUUUGGGGGAGAAGGUAGCGUUUCCUCUGGGGUACUUGUGUCCAGUAAGACUCCAGUGGACAUGGCCACAAACCAAAUUUUGGAGGAGAAAGCAUUUUCUGCUGUGGAAUUGAAGGUUUCUAAAACUGAGAUGGGUGAUCUUUUGAAUACGUCACAGGUUGGCAUAGUGGUUGCUCCAGAACAUGCAUCUUCAGUAAACAUUGAUUUCUCUGCAUCUGCCUUAGUAAUGGAAGAAAAAAAGGUAGAUACUGUUGAAGGCUCCUCUGAGGCAGGUCCUGUAAGAAGCCCCAAACCUCUAGAGGAGAUGGGGUGUGAAGCCAAAGUGGGUGAUACUUCUCACGUUUGUGAGUCAUUACCAGCAAAUGUUACUGAAAACAUGGAUUUCCUGCCCUCCUUCAAAGCUAAAAUUGGUGUUGCUUCUGAGGUUUGUGAGACAUUGGUGGAAGUUGUGCCUGAGAACAUGGAUUUGCAGCCAUCUUCAGUAGUGCAGGAGUUGGGAUCUGAAGCUAAAGUUGGUGAGGCUUCUGAGGUUUGUGAGACAUUGACGGAAGUUGUUCCCGAGAACAUGGAUUUGCAGCCAUCUUCAAUGGUGUAUGAGUUGGAAUCUGAAGCUAAGGUUGGUGAUGCUUCUCCCGAUUGUGAGACAGUUUCGGAAUUCGUACCUGAAAAUAUGGAUUCACAGCCAUCUUCAAGAGUGCAGCAGUUGGAAUCUGACAGUAAAGUUGGUAGUGCUUCAGAAGCUGGUGAGACAGUGACAGAAAUUGUGUGCGAAAAUAUGGAUUUGCAGCCAUCUUCAACAGUGAUGGAGUCGGAAUCUGAUUUAAAAGUUGGUGAUGCUUCUCAUGUUUGUGAGACAAUGUCAGAAAAUGUAUCUGAAAACAUGAAUUUGCAGCCGUCUUCAACAGCACCCGAGUCAGAAUCUAAAGCUAAAGUUGGUGCGGCUUAUCUGGUAUGUGAGACGUUGCAAGAGUCUGAAAAUAUGGAUUUGCAGCCAUCUUCAAGUGCACUGGAAUCGCAAGCUAAAGUUGGCAAACCAUCUCAGGUCUGUGAGAUAUUGCCGGAGUCCAAAAACAUGAAUUUGCAGCCAUCUUCAGCAGCACAGGAGCCUGAAGCUGAUGCGAAAGUGGGUGAUGUUUCUCAAGUUUGUGAGACAUUGCCGGAGCCUGAAAUCAUGGAUUUGGAACCAUCUUCAACUGCAAAGGAAUUUGAACCUAAAGUUGGUGAUGCGUCUCGGGUUUGUGAGGCAUCUUCAGGGGCACAGCAGUCUGAAGCUGAUGCGAAAGUGGGGGAUGUAUCUCAUGUUCGUGAGACAUUUCCGGAGCCUGUAAAUGUGGAUUUGCCGCCAUCCUCAAUUACACAGGAAUAUGAAACUCAAGUUGGUGAUGCAUCUCAGGUCUGUGUGACACCGCUGGAAUCCAAAAGCAUGGAUUUGCAGCCACCUCCGACAGGACAUGAGUCACAGUCUGAAGCUAAAGCUGGUGAUGUUUCUCUGGUUAGUGAGACGUUGCCGGAGUCCGUACAGCUGGAUUUACAGCCAUCUUCGACAGCACAUAAGUCGGAAUCUGAAGCUAAAGUUGAUGAGGCAUCCCAAGUGUGUGAUGCAUUGCCAGAGUCCGAAAACAUGGAUUUGACAUCGCAAGAGUUGGGGAACAUGGAUUUGCAGCCAUCUUCAGCGACACAUGGGUCAAAAUCUGAAGCUAAAGUUGGUGAUGAUUCUCCAGUUUGUGAGACUUUGCUGGAGUCCGACAACAUGGAUAUACAGCCGUCUUCAACAACUGGUGAGGCUUCUCGGGUUCGUAUAACACUGCCAGAGUCUGAGAACAUGGAUUUGCAACCAUCGUCAAGAGCACAGGAGGCUGAAACUGAAGCUAAAGCAGGUGACGUUUCUCAGGUUUGUGAGAUGUUGCCAAGAAAUAUGUCCAAAGACACGGAUAUGCCACCAUCGGCAACAGUGCAGGAGGUUAAAGAUGUGAAGUUAUCGUCUGAGGAACCAGUGGGUAGCUCCAUGGCACGGCCUGAAGUUUCGUCUGAGGAACCGGUCAGUAACUCAGUGGCACCGCCAGAAGCUGAGUGAGUGUCUAACCUCAGAACUUUGUACAGCUUGUUAGAGCAGAAAUAUGUAAUAUAAGCUAUUCAGUAUUCAAGGAUUGAUUCGCCCUUAAUACACGGGUAUCAUACGCUAUUUAGUUAUCAAAGUAGAUAGAGCUUAUGUAAUUUAUGACGUCUUUAGUGCCCACAACAGUGUAGACCUGUUAUGCCCUCCUGGGUGUGGUAGCUUCACUAUUGUCUGUUUAGAAAUUAGUAUUUCACUUGAAGCUAAUUUUAUUUAUCAUGCCCGUUUAUUUCUUAACCUC